Xiphophorus maculatus (southern platyfish) is the source of this 2848-nucleotide messenger RNA. RefSeq names its product T cell leukemia homeobox 1 (gene tlx1). Gene Ontology annotation, cellular component: nucleus. The transcript is spliced from 3 exons. NCBI's taxonomy places the organism in Eukaryota, Metazoa, Chordata, Actinopteri, Cyprinodontiformes, Poeciliidae. Bases 1 to 918 code for a protein of 305 amino acids. Gene Ontology annotation, biological process: animal organ development; regulation of transcription by RNA polymerase II. The record is from RefSeq and is a predicted model, not a curated record. Gene Ontology annotation, molecular function: RNA polymerase II cis-regulatory region sequence-specific DNA binding; DNA-binding transcription factor activity, RNA polymerase II-specific.
AUGGAUCACAUCGGGAUCCUGGGGGCGCAUCUGCAGCAGCACGCGCACGUGGAGCCCAUCAGCUUCGGCAUCGACCAGAUCCUGAGCAACGUGGAGCAGAGCUGCAUGCUGGGCUCGAGGAUGCCGGAGCCGGACUACGGCCACGCAGCGUACAACGGCGGCGCCGGGGGAGUGGGAGGCUUCGCGUGCGGCGGCGGCGGCGGCGGCGGAUACAACAGCACCGCCGGCGGCUCGUGUGGGAUGGCGUCUCUCGGGGGAGCUUAUCACAUGAACAUGAGCGUGAACAUGAACGGGACUAACAUGAACUCUUCCGGGGUCAUCCGCGUCCCCGCGCACCGGCCUCCUCUCAGCGGCGGCGGCGGCGGCUCCGCGGUGCCGCCUCCCGCUAGCGGCGGCGUCGGCAACCUGAGUGCGCUCACCUUCCCGUGGAUGGAGAGCAACCGGCGCUACACCAAAGACAGGUUCACAGUCUCCCUCUCACCCCUCACUGUCACGCGCCGUGUAGGUCACCCGUACCAGAAUCGCACUCCGCCGAAGAAGAAGAAGCCGCGGACGUCGUUCAGCCGGCUGCAGAUCUGCGAGCUCGAGAAGCGCUUCCACCGGCAGAAGUACCUGGCGUCUGCCGAGCGCGCCGCGCUGGCCAAGGCCCUGAAGAUGACCGACGCUCAGGUCAAAACCUGGUUCCAGAACAGACGCACCAAGUGGAGACGGCAGACGGCGGAGGAGCGGGAAGCGGAGCGGCAGCAGGCCAACCGUAUCCUCAUGCAGCUGCAACAGGAGGCCUUCCAGAAGACCAUCAACCAGCCGGUAGCCCCCGACCCACUGUGCCUGCAGAACAGCUCCCUGUACGCCCUGCAGAACCUCCAGCCGUGGAGUGAGAACACGGCAAAGAUCAGCAGCGUGUCAGCCUGUGAGUAAACCUCUAGCUCUUCGUCUCUCCUUCGGGAUCCAGUGACUGCUGCGGUGUGGAGGAGCGGCCCGACCCCUGCUGAGGACAUCCUGCCGUUGGACGUCCUGCCGUUGGACUGGUUCAUGGCCUUUUGCUCUUUCUGUCUCACGGACACCGGUGCUGUUUGUUGAUGGGCUCUCUCUGCACUUCUCCCAUCAAAUGGGGCCCACACGACGACAUGUUGUAUUAUUAUUAUUGCUAUUAAUAUUCUUUACAUGAGGGACUUUUAAAAAAGAUAUUUUUAUAAAAGUUUAUAUGACUGACUGAAUAGGGCUUUGUCUUAGAGCGACAUGCGUAUUUAUCGGCCUUCUUUAAUCGACUUUUUAAUCGACUGCAGAAUAACAAAGCACUUGUUUCAACAAUCUUUUAGAAAGAAGGGGAUGUAAUGAGAUCAAUGGAGAUUCUCAAUCUUGUUAACCGCGCUUUUAAUUUACCUUCGAAUCAACAGCUGCAGCCUGGAAAUGAUGUUGUGGUAACUUUAAACGUGUUCCAUCAAAGUCUUCGCUUAUAGUUGUGCUGUGUGACCCGGUGGGUGGCUGAUGACUCUUAGCAAUAAAAACUAACAAUAAUAAGUUCCUCAGCACAUACAGACAGGCAUUGCAGCUAUCACUAGCUUUUACGCAUGCAGCAGCCAUAUUGGAUUUAUGGGUCUGUGUCCCAUAAAUCCAUUGUUGAAUUCUUCUUUUUUCUCUCUUUUUUGUUCUUUUUUUUUGGAGUAUUGGAAUGUUUGAAUUCUUUGUCAGAAAAAUCAGCUGAAAAUUCGAACAAAUCAAAUAUUUUUGAUUUGGAAAAUUGGAGGUUUCGGUCAACCUCCCUCCGACCGCCAUCUUAAAAUCCAACAUGGUGCUUAUGCAACACAGUGAGAGAUGCAGAAAGAAGCUGUUUAUUUGUAUUUAUAUCGUUAAAUCAGUCUCCCUUCAGGAUAUAGCACAGCCCUUAUAUAGCACAGUGGACCCUCUGUGUAUGUUGGAGUUUGGGAUCGCAGCCUCCUCCUAACAGCUGAAAUCCACUAAUACUUGAGAUUCCAUCUAAAAACACUUGCAACUGUUUAUUUUAAUAAUUGUAACACCAACUGUAUCUUAAUAUGCAUUAAUAUGCACAACGGAAACCAUUUUAGCGGACAGUAACAUCUGCAGCCUUGCUUGUCUCCGCUGUUGAGGGUCGGUCCCAACAAAAGUAAAUGCCACUCCUGGAUUGGCUGUUUUGCAAAUGCCAGCCAAUAUCAUGUCAAGUAGAUAUGGGCAUAGCCAUGUCAGUUUCCCAAAGAUGCAUUUUCUCUCUGUGUUGUAUAUCGAAUAUUUUCGAUAUGCUGCAAUGGACUGGCGAUCUGUCCAGGGUGAACCAGCCUCUCGCCCACUGACCGCUGGAGAUAGGCACCAGCACCCCUGGCAGCCUCCAUUAGGGAUAAGAAUGUAAGAUAAUGGAUGGAUGGAUGUUAGAUAUGUUCUACAAAAUUAUUUUUCAAUAAUUAUCUGGAGUUACAUUCCACAGAACUACUCACAAAUAAUGAACCACAAAUCCACUGUAUGCUACUGCUGUGGAUCAGUUUAGUGAAAGCGUAGAAAUACAUAAUCGGUGGUUUGUAUUGCUAACAGAAGUUAGCUUGGUCACCGAGCACAACAAGUAGCGAUUCGCUGACCUUCAACUGGAGCACACUUAUACAGGAUAUGACCUCAUUCCCUGAUAAGAGUUUCAACUUCCACGGCAACUGCAACACCAUCAGGAAGUCCUGAGAUUUACACAUCAAAAUGACCAGCUUCAGUGGUCACUCUAACAGACAUCUCCAGACCGGAUCAUGGACCAAACUUCCCAGUACAAAUAAGACAAACCAUAAAAAACACAACCUAAAUGGUGAAAUGUAAUAUAUUGCACUUUGUCUAAAUAAUGUAUUUAAAUGCA